AUGCUCAAGGCGGUGAUGGCGGAGGCUACCCCUCAAGGCGCCACUGUGCCGGCCUACAAGUUUGCCAUCAACAGCACCAUUGUCCAGCACGUCGUCCCCACAUCGCAGCUGAACAAGCCGACCACCCAGUCAACAGAAGAGGGCACAUCCAAGAAGGGACAGGCUGGCCGGCGUGGCAUGCACAGCGCAACCGGCGGCUACUGGAACGAGAAGACGGACGGCAUGUGGAGCUUCAAAUGGGAUGGCGAUGCCAAGGGUUUGGAUGUCGUCCUUAUGCCCAGGGAACGGAGUUCGAACGCCCUUGUUACUCAAGGGUGGGGGCCCUAUCCUGCCAUGUGCCCCGGCGCGGAGCAGCUGGAGAGGAAAGGCGCGGUUGAGCCUCAUCACACGUUGUCACAGCCCUGCGUUUCCCCGGACUCUGCUCACGCCACCCCUCCGGAUCAGAGCGGCCGGCCCCCUUUUGUGACCUAUUUGGCCACUGCGGCUCGAGUGCGGGUGGGCGUGCUUCGUAGGCCCCAUGGGCCCGUAGGCUUGGUAGCCUGGACGAGCUGGGCCGUAAACCCGGCCGUGGCACAGCAGAUCACGCUACGACGUGCGACAAUCUCUUGCCACAGAAGUCAUAACUGA
Chaetomium globosum CBS 148.51 is the source of this 627-nucleotide messenger RNA. RefSeq lists its product as uncharacterized. The coding region runs from base 1 to 627 and encodes 208 amino acids. The transcript is spliced from 2 exons. The record is from RefSeq and is a predicted model, not a curated record. NCBI's taxonomy places the organism in Eukaryota, Fungi, Ascomycota, Sordariomycetes, Sordariales, Chaetomiaceae.